AUGUUCGAGUUUAAUGAUAGCGCCAUCGAACAUGGCCGGCAGGAUAUCGAAGGAUUAUCUCCUUCGGUCAAAGCAUAUCGCUACAGUGGUAUGAACGAUUUCUGCCAGAUUAUCUUGCUUGAGGAUGAUCGUCUCUAUGGUUCUUUCCGCGUUGGACGAAAGGCAAAAGCGCGGGCAAGUGGUGCAAGUUGGGAAGGACUCAAAGACCAUUCGAUCACGCUGCCACAGACGGAAGACCCCCUUCAAUUCGGCUCGGCGGACAAGCCAAAGCGCAUUCGCACUUUCCACCGCAAUAGGCUUGUAGGUGAGUGUAAUCGUCAGAAUAUCCUUGGUGAGAGAGACAACACUAAGAAUACGCCAGACGAAGAUUAUAGCCCCGAGAAAGAAGACCACAGCGAACACCUUAUCUUCUUUAUUGAACCUACGACCUUCGAGCACGACUUCAUCAACUCGGAUCCUCCUGUUCGUACCAAUACAUUCUUCAAUCCGAAAACGAAGAUCCUUAUCGUCAAAAUGCUCGGCCCGGCGCACGAACAAGCCACAAUGGCUUUCAACGACAUGCUUAUACUGGCCCUUGAGCCAAUGGGCCUGCAUAAAGCAAUUAAAUCCUGGGGAGACACAGUGAUGCUUGCCAUAGAUGGCACAAGGAAGCAGGCAGACGGGGGGAGACCCACGAUUGUUUUGGAGGUCGCCAAUUCGGAGACUUACGCCAAGCUCCGCCGUGAUGCUCAGUACUGGAUAGAUCCGGAAAGACAGGAGGCCAAUGUCGCUAUCGGAGUUAAUCUCCAUACAAAAAGGCCCGAGAUCACGAUCGAUCAGUGGGAAUGGAGCUCCCAAACCUCCCGCUCUAUCAACAGGACUCACUUGACCAUUAGUAGGAAAUCUGAUGGUGCAGUCUACUUUGAUCCCCAUCAUCCUCUACCUCAGCUCGUGAUCCCUUUUGAAUCUCUUUUUCGACGCCCCGCACAAAUCAACGGAGAACGUGAUAUAGUCAUUGGGACACAAGAACUCGUCGAGUUCGCAUCCAUGGUGUGGGAGAUGCAAUUCGAACAAGAUCAAGAAUGA
Penicillium robsamsonii is the source of this 1065-nucleotide messenger RNA. RefSeq lists its product as uncharacterized. The record is from RefSeq and is a predicted model, not a curated record. The transcript is spliced from 2 exons. NCBI's taxonomy places the organism in Eukaryota, Fungi, Ascomycota, Eurotiomycetes, Eurotiales, Aspergillaceae. Bases 1 to 1065 code for a protein of 354 amino acids.